Messenger RNA from Fusarium musae, 1329 nucleotides. RefSeq lists its product as uncharacterized. Gene Ontology annotation, biological process: DNA-templated transcription. Gene Ontology annotation, molecular function: zinc ion binding; DNA binding. The transcript is spliced from 2 exons. The record is from RefSeq and is a predicted model, not a curated record. The coding region runs from base 1 to 1329 and encodes 442 amino acids. NCBI's taxonomy places the organism in Eukaryota, Fungi, Ascomycota, Sordariomycetes, Hypocreales, Nectriaceae.
AUGCACAUGAUUGGCGUCUAUCUAAAUACUGUUAACUCGUUAUUGCCCCUCUUUCACCCCGACACUCUUCUACGACUUGUUGGCGAGACGUACGCUCUAGAACCAAAACAGCGCGACCCCGUCGUCUGGGCUGCGAUCAAUGUCGUGCUAGCCUUGGCACUGCAGCAGAUGCCUGAGAGCAAUUAUGCUGGGACUCCGUAUGGCACUACAGAAAGCUAUCUGAGCCACGCACAAUCGGUUCUGUGGGCCAUAACACUCAGUCAGACUCAGCUCAUCAACAUUCAGACGCUAAUUGGAAUGGCUAUGCUGCUGCAAACUGGGCACGACUCUACGCCGGCCUUGGUCUUGAUCUCAACAGCGAUGCGUCUCGUACACAAGAUCGGUCUACAUAACCGCGCAUAUUCUGCACAUCUUGAUCCCGUUGAAAGACAUCAGCAUGCUCGCGUCUUCUGGCUAGCAUACAUCGUUGAUAAGGAUCUUAGUCUCCGAGCCCAACAGCCGUCUAUCCAAAACGACGAGGACAUUGACCUUGACUUCCCGAUGUCAUUCGAUACUCUUGGUAGCGGUGACUCUGACGCUGGUGUAGUCACGAGUAUCGAUGGUAGCACAACUAUGGACUAUUUCCUCGCCCGAGUCCAGCUUGCCAGCAUUCAGGGUGACAUCUACGACCACCUCUAUUCAACUCGCGCCUGGAAACGGACACCCGAAGAACGAAGGUUGAAAAGAGAGAAUAUCGUGCUCGCACUGAACAACUGGAAAGCCUUGGUGCCAUCAGACUUUGGCGCUGCUGCCGUCGUUGCAACUACGAGUAACAACCCCACAAUCGGUGCCUUCUUCUGCAUUCUUCAUACAAAUAGUCUCCUAUCCUUGAUGUUAAUAACGAGGGCACAUGCUUGGGAUGAGCAAUGGGUCGGUGUUUUGCGUGAUCAUGGCAGAGGAGUGGGCACAUCACAACUACCAAGCGAUUGGAACUCAUUGGUAGGACAAGCACGAGAUUUCAUGAUCUUAUUCGAGUACGUUGUGCCAAGAUAUUGCUGGCUAAAAUGGGUCUCGACUUGUACCUACAUCUCUUCAAUGGUACUUCUGACUGCCAAUAACCUACAUGAUGUCCAGCACGCGGACUUUGAGCGGGACAGCAACCUUAUCGAGAGAGCUCUCGCAUGGUUUGGAGAAGUUGCGAAGGAGUUGCCCUCGCGGAAGACAGAAGUAUUAGAGAACAUAUGCGUUGAAGCAGUUGAGGCGAUGAAGACUAGGCGUGCUCAUGAGAUAGACGUGAAAUUCGGACGUGAUUGGCUCAUUGGGUUCCUUAACAGUUUGGAGCCUUCUUGA